Messenger RNA from Culicoides brevitarsis, 1296 nucleotides. Its product is annotated as tektin-2. The transcript is spliced from 4 exons. Lineage: Eukaryota; Metazoa; Arthropoda; Insecta; Diptera; Ceratopogonidae. The coding region runs from base 1 to 1296 and encodes 431 amino acids. Gene Ontology annotation, biological process: cilium movement involved in cell motility; cilium assembly. Gene Ontology annotation, cellular component: microtubule cytoskeleton; nucleus. The record is from RefSeq and is a predicted model, not a curated record.
AUGGCCAACCACUUUCAAUCUGUCGUGACCAUGGAAAAGCCUUUGCAGCACUUGGGCUUAACGGAUUGGCAUUCACGGGUUCAACAACUUCGUAAUGUCGCUGAUACGCGUCGUGAUGAGGCUUUUAAUCUCCGUCAAACUGCCCGAAUUUUACGUAACGAGACACGAAUUCAAUCGACAUGGGAUACGUACUACAACAAUUCCAAACUCUCGGAUCGCAUCCAUGAAGUCGAUCGAUGGCGCGAAACGAUUCAAACGUGUUACGAUCGAAUUUGCAAGGAAAUUGAGGAUUUGAAGGAGGAAAAGUUGAUCACGGAACGCGAAUUAGAGGCAUUGAUCACGCCAUUGAACGUCGUCUCGGAAUGUCUCACGAUGCGCGAUUGUCGUUUGGGAUCAGAGCUGACGUAUGACGACGGCGACACGGAGCUGAAGAAGGAAUUGGCGGUGGUUGAGAAUAAUCAGCGGAUGUUGAGGGAUCAGUGUCAAGCUGCAUGGGAAAAACUGAAUAAAUUGGAUGAAGUAAAGUUUAAAUUGAACUUGGAUUUGACCGAUAAGCGAGAGGCGGAAGAUAUUGACAUGGCGCAACUCGCUUUGGACAAGCAUUGCUCGAAUAUUACUUUUAAAACGGAUCCAACGAGAGUUCCGAGGAACUCUUCAACUCAUCCCGGAUGGCUUGAAUACACGAAAUACUUGAAGGCUCUUGCCGAAAAGGAGCUUGAAGAUGCUUAUGCUAUGAGAGAAUCCUUAUUCGUCUCCCGCGAAAAAGCUCGCAACAUUUUGACCGCCCAACAAGAACGCACCGAACACACGCUCCGCAAACGCAUUUUCGAGACUCAACGUGCUCGCAACGAGCUCGAAUGGCAACAACUCAAGAUGCGCGAAGAAAUGGAGAAAUGCCUUGCGGAAAUCCUCACUCUCGAAAAGGCGUGGCGCGACAAAAUCGACGCUCUCAAGUUGGUGGAAACGCGUUUGGAAAAUCGCGCGCAACGUUCGGGCAUGGAGCUCUGCUGCGACGACCCUUAUAGCGGAUUAUGUGACGAAGUCGCUCGUUUGAAGGAAACCAUCCAGAUGAUAAACGACAAAAUUACGCAAGCAAAAUCCACGUACACCUCACUUGAGGAUCACGCAGCCAAAAUCGAUCGGGACUUGCAAAACAAGCAACAUUCGCUGAUGACCGACAUUCGUGGCAUCGAUUUGCGUCAACGGCUCCGCGGCGAAUUCACCAGUGGACCAAUUACGCAAACGGAGCGCAACUUGCAAUUGUCCAAGAUGGAAGACGAAAUUCCGAAAAACUAA